AUCCGGUCGUAUGCGUCCACCUUUAAGGAUAGCCGGCACCGGUGCCGGCAAAAUCGUAAAAACAAACGAAUCAUUGCUGAUUUUGAGUGCGAAGCGACAUGAUUCCAGUACGAAUCUUGACGGUUUUUGCCACCUUAAUUGUGGGUAGUUGGGGGGCUGUUACAACCCCCAGCACUCCUGGUGGCAAAGUUGUGGUGUGCAACUACGAGACCAAAUCGCAUCUAAGAGAAGGACAAGGAAAAUUCGAUCUGACCUUCUUGGAGCCCGCGCUACAAUACUGCACUCAUCUCCUCUAUGGAUAUGCGGCCAUUAAUGAGGAAAGCCUCAAGCUGGUUCCGCUCAAUGAGCAAUUCGACGUCCUCAAGGAUAACUACAGGCAUGUAACCGACCUGAAGAUCAGACACCCCAAUUUGAAGGUGCUUCUUUCGGUUGGAGGCAACGAGGACGUGAGCGGGGAGGGAUCUGAGAAGAACUUGAAGUAUAGACAAGUGUUGGAAACAUCCGCGCAUCGCUUAGCUUUCAUCAACUCAGCUCACACUCUGGUCAAAGGCUUCGGCUUCGAUGGUAUAGACUUGGCCUGGGAGUUUCCGGAGACCAAACCGAAGAAGAUAAAGAGUGGGUUUGGGAAAUUCUGGUCUUCGGUGAAGAAAACUUUCGCUGGCGAAACAGUGGUUGAUGAAAACGCCCAGGAGCACAGAGAUCAAUUCGUAGCACUGAUUCGAGAACUGAAGGCCACCUUUAGGCCGGACAAUUUUCUGGUGUCAUUAACGGUGUUGCCCAACGUGAACAGUACUGUUUACUACGACCCCAGAGGUCUCGCCCCCUCGGUUGACUUCGUAACCCUUCACGCUUUUGACUUUUACACUGCUCAGCGCAACCCGAAAUUGGCCGACUUUCCGGCCCCACUGUACGAUUUAAUCGACCGAAGACAAGACGAAAACAUCGACGCCUGGGUGAAGUAUUGGCUUGGUCAAGGCUUUCCAGCGAAGAAACUCAUCGUGGGAAUUCCCACCUACGGGCGCACUUGGAAGCUGGACGAAGACGCCAAAGUAGACAACGUACCAAUUGAGGGACUGGAUGGGGCGGGAGAACCUGGUCCGCAAACCAAAGACGCCGGAAUUCUCAGUUACCCAGAAAUUUGCGUGAGGGUGCAAGGAGGUACUGGCAACGUUUCGCCUUCGGGUUACAGGAAAGUUCCCGACAGCACCAACAAAAGAGGACCCUACGCGUACAAACCCCACGAUGAGGAGAAGGGCGAGGAUGGGGUGUGGAUCGCUUACGAAGACCCCCAAUCGGCAGCCAGCAAAGCCACCUAUGUGAGGAACAAAGGCUUGGGAGGAAUUGCUGUCGAUGAUCUGACUCUGGACGACUUCAGAGGUGUUUGCAACAACAACAAAUACUCCAUUCUGAAAGCCGCAGUUGCCGCUUUGUAGAGCAAGUCCCAUAUUUAAAUAAAGCUUGUAGUUGUUAAUAAACUAAAUCCAUUAUAAAA
This is a messenger RNA of Dendroctonus ponderosae (mountain pine beetle), 1492 nucleotides long. RefSeq names its product chitinase-like protein Idgf4 (gene Idgf2). The transcript is spliced from 8 exons. Bases 99 to 1433 code for a protein of 444 amino acids. The record is from RefSeq and is a predicted model, not a curated record. Gene Ontology annotation, biological process: carbohydrate metabolic process; chitin catabolic process. NCBI's taxonomy places the organism in Eukaryota, Metazoa, Arthropoda, Insecta, Coleoptera, Curculionidae. Gene Ontology annotation, molecular function: chitin binding. Gene Ontology annotation, cellular component: extracellular region.